Messenger RNA from Cooperia oncophora, 318 nucleotides. The record is from the annotation of a GenBank genome assembly. NCBI's taxonomy places the organism in Eukaryota, Metazoa, Nematoda, Chromadorea, Rhabditida, Trichostrongylidae.
AUGCCUGCUUCUGGAAUCUUCGCCUUCUUAUUAUUUUUCAUGUUUUUCUUAUUAGGAAUCAGCAGCCAGUUCGGGCUGACUCAGAAUUUUAUCACCACACUUACUGAUCAAUUUACGGCUCUACAAAAAUGGAAAGGGCUUGUUGUCGUCGGGUUCUGUCUGUUCUCACUGCUGGCUGGACUGAUCAUGUGUUGGCAGUCCGGCUUCUACUGGUUUCACCUCUUCUUCAACUCGAUCGGUGGAACUGCGGUGCUGAGCCUUUGCUUCCUGGAAGUUUUCUUCAUUGUAUUCGUAUGGCAUACGAAAGCUGCGACGUGA